GUGCGGUGAUGGAGCAGGGGUCAGAGGCUACGGGUUCCCAGCAUCCUUGCUGGUUGUGGAGGAGAUGUCGGCCAUCUUGGAUUGUAGCGGGGAAGACGGAUUGAUGCGGUGACACGCGGUAUGUUUGGUGCUAACCGGAAGAAGUUUAUGGAGGGCGGGAUAGAGAGCGAUUACGCGGACGACUCCAGCCUCUACUACACCCAACAGUCCAUGUUCCCUCCUCACCGCCCUGACAAAGAUAUGCUGGCGUCUUCCUCUGCCUCCUCGACGGGUCAACUGUCACAGCUGGGAGCCAGUUUAUAUGGCCCACAGAGUGCUUUGGGGUUUCCCAUGCGGGGUAUGAACAGCAGUGCAGCACCUCAGUUAAGUCGAAGUGGGUUGAACCAGUCUGCCAACCAGCUCCCCAGUCAUGCCAGUACAGCCAACACUGGCACGAUGCACACGCCUCCCUCACCGAGCAGGGGGAUUCUGCCAAUGAGCACCCGGAGCGUGAUGAACCACAACCAGCAGGUGGGGGGGCCGACGGGGCAGUCGGGCGGGAUGGGAGGCGUGGGGGUGGAGAGGGGAGGCGGAGGAGGGAGGAGCAGCAGCAUGGGGAGCCCCAGCAGGUCGUCACCCAGCAUCAUCGGGAUGCCCAAACAGCAGCAAACACGGCAGCCUUUCACCAUCAACAGUAUGUCAGGUUUCGGUGUGAACAGAAAUCCAGGCUACAACAUGAACAACUCCCUAUCCAACAACAUCUUCAAUGGCACAGACGGCAGUGAGAAUGUGACGGGGUUGGACUUGUCGGACUUCCCGGCGUUAGCAGACAGGAGUCGGAGGGACGGAAACUCAAACCCCACCCCGCUGCUCAACCCGCUGGCAGGUCGGGCUCCUUACGUUGGCAUGGUAACCAAACCGUCCAGUGAGCAGUCGCAGGACUUCUCCAUCCACAACGAAGACUUCCCAGCUCUCCCUGGUCCAAACUACCAAACAAAAGACCCCACCAGCACCAGCGAGGACAGCAAAACGCGCUCUCACCUCCUGACUCGUCCCAUUUUUUCGGAUUGUUUUUUCCCUCCGUUUUUGUCCAAUCAGAAUCUGAACUCGUCGGGAAAGCCCACCUCUAACUCGGACGGCCCCAAGUUCCCCGGCGACAAGAGCUCUGCGCCUAGCAACAACAACCAGCAGAAGAAAGGGAUCCAGGUGCUUCCUGACGGGCGAGUGACCAACAUCCCGAUCGGCAUGGUAACGGACCAGUUCGGGAUGAUCGGCCUGCUGACGUUCAUCCGGGCGGCGGAGACGGACCCCGGCAUGGUCCACCUGGCGCUGGGCUCCGACCUCACAACGCUCGGCCUCAACCUCAACUCGCCCGAGAAUCUCUACCCUAAGUUUGCGUCUCCCUGGGCGUCGGCUCCGUGUCGACCGCAGGACAUAGACUUCCACGUCCCCUCAGAGUAUUUAACCAACAUCCACAUAAGGGACAAGUUAGCGGCCAUCAAGUUGUCUCGGUAUGGUGAAGAUCUCCUGUUUUAUCUUUACUACAUGAACGGAGGAGACCUACUACAACUCCUGGCAGCAGUAGAACUGUUUAACAGGGACUGGAGGUACCAUAAAGAGGAGCGGGUUUGGAUCACCAGGGCUCCGGGUAUGGAGCCCACGCUGAAGACCAACGCCUACGAGAGAGGGACCUACUACUUCUUCGACUGCCUCAACUGGAGGAAAGUGGCAAAGGAGUUUCAUCUGGAGUACGAGAAACUAGAAGAGCGACCUCACGUUCCCUCCACAUUCAACUACAAUCCUGCCCAGCAGGCCUUCUGAUUGGCUCUACCUCCUCCUGCCUGCCUGCCAUUGGCCCUCCUGGCUCGUCAAUCAUCACCCCCCUCCCCCGCCCCCUUUAGGUUCCCCCACCUCCCCACGUUCAAAGCGAAUCUGGCCAAUAAGGACUCAGGACGGGAGAGGACGUCCUGUCUCCCAAAUAGACUCUUUGAUUUUAACUUCUUCUGACUUUUUUUUGUCCUUUACCUCACUUUAUGUUUAGUUCUUUUUAUUUUACCCCCCACCCCCCUCCCAACAGACUUAAAGUCAACAGACAGCACAGUUUCAACACGGCGUAAAUAACCGUCCACCUGAUGAGUGAUUCACGUUUCUAUUGAGUCUUAAGAUUUUGACUAUUUUUGUCUACAGAAGCUUUUAAGAAGAACCACAUUUUAAAAAAACACAGAAUUCAAUCACCUGUCAGGUGGAUGAUUAUUUCACGCUGUGUCAAACCCUCUCGGAUCUUUGGCAGGAAAAUAUUUAUCUUUAUUUUUACCAGGUUUUUCUUUCCAACAGCAUUACAAAUCAACACACACACGCACACACACACAAACACACACAUCAGCAGACAGUGGAGAGUCAGGAGAGAAAAUGCAAUGUACAUUGUAGCACUAUUUCAUAAUAAAAGAAGAAAAAAUA
This is a messenger RNA of Anoplopoma fimbria (sablefish), 2436 nucleotides long. RefSeq names its product CCR4-NOT transcription complex subunit 2-like. Gene Ontology annotation, cellular component: CCR4-NOT core complex; P-body. The record is from RefSeq and is a predicted model, not a curated record. NCBI's taxonomy places the organism in Eukaryota, Metazoa, Chordata, Actinopteri, Perciformes, Anoplopomatidae. Bases 121 to 1800 code for a protein of 559 amino acids. Gene Ontology annotation, biological process: regulation of stem cell population maintenance; regulation of DNA-templated transcription; nuclear-transcribed mRNA poly(A) tail shortening. The transcript has 15 exons.